Molecule: messenger RNA, 1284 nt
Organism: Talaromyces proteolyticus
Lineage: Eukaryota; Fungi; Ascomycota; Eurotiomycetes; Eurotiales; Trichocomaceae
Exons: 5
Coding region: 135-1073 (312 amino acids)
Source: RefSeq, a predicted model, not a curated record
CUUUGUUGUCCACGACAACAACUUAAAUAGGAUUUAUUUCAUCCUCUUCUAAUUUAUUUAGAAGGUUCUACUAUCCUGUACAACUUUUCAAAGUUCUAGCUUUUUGUAACAUCCAUUGACAAUACGACAUCAAGAUGGUUCACGUAGUCUUUGUUGGUGGGGGAGGAAAUGUCGGCCGUGAUAUCGUCGACGAAAUCGUCAAGCAAGGCGAGCAUCAAGUAACAGUCUUCUCACGCAAGACAAUCCCCGACCUCACAGAAUCCGGCGUCAAUGUCGUCACCAUCAAGAACUACUCAGACCAGGACGAACUCACCUCCGCUCUGCGCGGCGUCCACACGGUCCUCUCGUUUAUUUCCUGGGAUCCCGGCAAUGUUGCGCAAAAGAGUCUUAUCGGGGCCUGCAUUGCGGCGGGAGUGAAGCGCUUUGCGCCCACACAAUGGGGGAUUCGCAGCAAAUCCGGGUUUCCGGGGUACGCGCCGAAGGACGAGGUACAUGAGUAUCUGCAGCAGCUGAACGCUGAUGGGCCGGUGUUGGAGUACUGUCUGUUCCAGCCUGGCGUUUUUAUGAAUUACCUUGCCCAUCCGUUGCAGACGGCCAAGCACCUGUAUAUCUCAGGGACGCAUAUUGACGUUGUCAAGAAACAUGUGCUUAUAGUUGAAGACGGCGAGGCGUGGUACACGUACACCACAAUUCAGGAUACGGCCAAAGUCGUGGCGAGAGCGUUGAGCUACCCCGGAAAAUGGCCAGAGACAGGAGGGUUUUAUGGGGGCAGAGCUAGGGAGAAAGACGUGGUUAAGCUGGUAGAGGAAAUCAAAGGCGAGCCGUUUGAGCGACAUGUGCUGCGCAUCGCAGACCUGGAGAAGGGCGAGUUCAACUCUAGCUGGAUCCCUGUCAACGACCAUCCUAACAUGCCGCCUGAAUUCAAAGGAGAAGGGAUUAUGCGGCAAAUAUUGCCUGCGUUCCUCCUCGCGGCGCACCGAGGCGCGGCGGACGUCGACCCAGUUUGGAAUUCUCUGCUGCCAGAUUUGCAGCUGGAAGAUGUCGAGACGUUUCUACGUCGUGUCUUGAAGUAGUGAUAGUGAUAGCCCAUAAAUAUCCGAUUUUUCAAUAUUAAUACUAUUGCAGAGUGUUGUUGCGGGCAAAUCAGAAUAAUCAGAAUAAAUCAGAAUAAAUAAGAAUCAAUAAUAGUGUUGUAGUAAAUAGGCGGUGAGCACGCGAGCUAGUGGAGUAGUGAGUGGAGAAGUCCGUGAGAAGUGAGAGCGCCAAGAUUUCGUGCCCACACCC